AUGCAGUCAAGCAUCAUUCUGCUCAGCCUGAUGGCUGCAGCCGCGAGCGCCGCAACGACCAAGGCUCUGCACUACGCCGUUCCCACGACCUUCAAGGCUGCCGCCAGCAACUGCACCAUGCCCGCAGACUUCGCCGUUUCCUCCUUCGAGAUCUACACGGACAAGACGGACGCCAGCAAGAACACACUCGAGUUCCAGUAUGUCGACGCCGACACCGACCUCUACACCAUGUGCCGGAAGAACUCUACCAGCAAGGUCACCGGUUCGGGUGGCAACAGAUACCCCUGCGAGAAUCCUCAUGUCUUCUUCAUCUACCAGACAACCGGCAUUGCUGGCUUGACGGUUAUCGAGGAGGCGUGCCCUGGAAACUCGCCCGCAUUUGAGGCUUCCGGUCUCGUCAAGCCCGAGCUCAAAUGCACCGACACCUACUCGGGAACAACCUGCCUGAGUGAAGAUUCACCCAUGAUCGGUGAUUUCGACAGCUUCGAGCCAGCGCCCCCAUCGUCGGGAUCUCGAAAGAUUCGACGAACACGACUAGGUGCCCUGAGAAACAGCAUCUAG
Molecule: messenger RNA, 561 nt
Organism: Anthostomella pinea
Lineage: Eukaryota; Fungi; Ascomycota; Sordariomycetes; Xylariales; Xylariaceae
Source: the annotation of a GenBank genome assembly